CCUCAUACUUCCUCCUCCUCCACUCUCCCCUCCUCCCCUUCUUCUUCUUCGUUUUUACACCCUCACUCAACAUUUCCCACUCCCAUCUACUCCGCUCCACACAAUAAUCUUCCUUCACCAUGUCCGAGCCAAUUCGUAACAAGAAGGUCGACUCCAUCUCCGCUCCAACUCCACAGAACACACCUGCCAAUGCCGCUCCCAUAUCGUCGCGAGCGCAGCAGCCCGGUGUGGCGAGCAUCAAAGAGGAGGAGCUAGAUCGUGCCGCCGCCGGCCUAUUCGCUGCGAAUCCCGCCCUCGUCUCCAUGAUGCAGGCCAAACUCGGUUCAUUAGUCGGUCGCUCAAGUGGCUACAUUGAAUCCCUUCCUGUUUCCGUCCGCACGCGCGUUGCUGGCCUCAAAGGCAUCCAAAAGGAGCAUUCAAAACUCGAGGCCGAAUUCCAGGAGGAGGUCCUACAACUUGAGAAGAAGUACUUCGCCAAAUUUACCCCUCUCUACGAGAACCGCGCAAAGAUCAUCAACGGUGCCACCGAGCCCACCGAGGAGCAGGUCAAGGUUGGCGAGACCAAGGAUGAGGACGAUGAGGAAGACGAGGAGCUCAAGGAGGAGGCCAACAAGGACGAAGGCAAGGACGUCAAGGGUAUCCCUGAGUUCUGGCUUAGCGCCAUGAAGAACCAGAUCUCCCUUGCGGAGAUGAUCACUGACAGGGACGAGGCUGCCUUGAAGUCUUUGACUGACAUUCGCAUGGAAUACCUCGACAGACCAGGUUUCCGACUGAUCUUCGAGUUUGAGGAAAAUGAGUUCUUCACCAACAAGAGCAUCACCAAGACCUACUACUACCAGGACGAGAAUGGCUACGGCGGCGACUUCAUCUACGAUCAUGCCGAGGGCGAAAAGAUCGACUGGAAGGCAGGCAAGGAUCUGACCGUUCGCAUUGAGAGCAAGAAGCAACGGAACAAGAACACAAAGCAGACCCGUGUGGUUAAGAAGACUGUACCCACGGAAUCCUUCUUCAAUUUCUUCGAUCCCCCUAAGCCCCCGACCGACGAGGAUGAUGACGCCGCCUCAGACAUCGAGGAGCGCCUCGAGCUUGACUACCAGCUCGGCGAAGACAUCAAAGAGAAGCUCAUCCCUCGCGCCAUCGACUGGUUCACGGGUGAGGCACUGCAGUAUGAAAACCUCGAGGAUUUCGAUGAGGGCGAAUUUGAGGAUGAAGACGAUGAGGACGAGGAUGAGCUUAGCGAUGACAGGGAUGAUGAUGAGGAGUCAGACGACGAGAAUGACGGCACAAAACCUAAGCAGGAAGCCGCUGAAUGCAAGCAGAGCUAAAUGGCCCUUUCGCUCGACCAUGGGUUCUCAGCCACAUAUCACUCGACCGGCCCGCCAUUUGACGAUCUGGAUGCCGGCAUCGACAUGCAUUUGACGAUUUCUUGGUGGCCCCAAUCAUGAAAACACCGCAGACUUUGUUUUCUUUCUCCUUUAUCCCUCUCUCAGCCCUGCACCCAAUUGUAGUCCCUCGCCCGCCUUCGGCAUAAUUUUCGAUCCACGCCGGAGGGCAUCCACAGCAGUAGACUAGCUAUCGCGCAAAACAUCAAUCAUUUAGCUCUCUGCACCCCUUUGGUCUCUCUUCGGAGCACUGAGUGUAUGCCCCGGAACGACAAUGAGAGCAGCGCAAAGACAUCAACCAUAAUCUCGGUCAUGGGAUCAAUUUACCUUUAGACGAGUGUAAUCUAAUUGACACAGAUGCUUAUGCUUGUUGACAGCUAGUCUCCACAUGAGGCAGCACUUACUUGUAUUUUGAACAUUCAC
Molecule: messenger RNA, 1805 nt
Organism: Aaosphaeria arxii CBS 175.79
Lineage: Eukaryota; Fungi; Ascomycota; Dothideomycetes; Pleosporales
Product: NAP-domain-containing protein
Exons: 5
Coding region: 120-1325 (401 amino acids)
Biological process (GO): nucleosome assembly
Cellular component (GO): nucleus; chromatin
Molecular function (GO): chromatin binding; histone binding
Source: RefSeq, a predicted model, not a curated record